UUUUCCUGUUCAGGUUUAGAGAUAGAAUAAAAAAAUUCCAUUCAAGAAUGAAAAUUCUUUUCCUGGGAUUCCACGCCGCCAUUUACUCGUCGGGUUUCACCCCGAUGGAUGAAAAUAGGGCAGGCUCUAUGGAUCUAGGUACCAACCGAGAGCCACCACCGUCUGCAUGGCGCAGAAUUUCGAUCCCAAGCCCUCCCCGGCCAAUCGGGGUGCCCCGUUCUUAUCUAAAUCGGUGCUACGGUACUGUCCGGAAGGUACGGAGUACGGUAUGUGUAGAACGACGGGACUGUAACGAGAAGGAAAAGAGAGGAUUAUUACAGUAAGACAUAGCAUGCAGUGUUGGUUUUAGUAAAGCCAAUUAAGUCUCACCAUCCCAGAUACCAUGCAAGCCACCGUGUCGUAUCUAAUCAACUCCUUCGGUUAAUUACAAUUGGGGCGUCGAUACGAGAUCUGAGCUCUUGAGGUUCGGAUAUCGCGAGAGAUUACGGAACCUCUCACCAUGGGCCACGAUAGUUCGUCUGAGAGCACAUGGCGAUCUGGAUGUGCAAAGGAUCCAGCUUGAGGGACCAGCGAGACUGGCGGCGAGCAGAGGGGGGAUUUACUGGAUCGAAGUGGGAGUGGC
Molecule: messenger RNA, 622 nt
Organism: Aspergillus pseudotamarii
Lineage: Eukaryota; Fungi; Ascomycota; Eurotiomycetes; Eurotiales; Aspergillaceae
Exons: 1
Coding region: 48-323 (91 amino acids)
Source: RefSeq, a predicted model, not a curated record